GUGUAGAGAGAAACAAGUAUGUUUAUGUUGUUGUGUAGGACUGAAAACCUCACACCAGGGAUUGUAGAGGAAGAAGGAGAACUAUAAAAGAGAGUGCAGAGACUGUUCCUGUAAGUAAGCAUCAACGCAAAGGUCAUCAUAUAUAGUGCUGUCUGCUACCAAAGAGUCCAACCCACAAAGAAGACACAGCAGCCCUCCUGUCCUUUUGCAUCCUGUAUGAUACAUUCUUCUUUUAGAGAACUUGCAAGAGUGACAAUCUCUUAUCCUCAUCAAUCUGAGCUAUUAACUUUACCUUCAACGCCUGGACCUACUCCUGAAUGACUAACAGCUCUAAAGGUAUGAACUACAUCAAUGUUACUCACACCUCUGGCUAUGGAAGUCAAUCAGCUGGGAACAGGACAGACUUCAGCAGUGUGUUUACGCAGCAAGUCCUUCCUGUGCUCUAUGCUCUGAUCUGCGCAGGUGGGCUGGUUUUAAAUGGCCUGGCUGCAUGGAUCUUCUUCCGGCUGCCCAGCACGUCUGGCCUAGUGGUUUACCUGAAGAAUAUGGUGGUGGCCGAUCUCCUGAUGCUUCUCUCCUUCCCGUGGCGCGUGGCCAGCGACCUGGGAAUUGGCGGCUGGCAGAUGAAGGUGGUUGUGUGCCGCUACACAGCCGUGCUCUUCUACCUCAGCAUGUACACGGGCAUAGUGUUCAUGAGCCUCAUUAGUUUGGAGCGCUAUGUCAAAAUUGUCCGUGCCUCCUCCUCUUCCUCUUCAUCUUGCCUUUGCUCCUUCAAUGCCUCUUCCCUCCUGCAGCGUGUGCCCAUGGCCAGAGUAUUGGCCUUCCUUGUCUGGGCCUUGCUGCUGCUCUGUAUGCUACCUAACACCCUGCUGACAAAUCGCCCUGCAGCAGAGGGUUGCUCGUGCAUGGAGCUGAAAAGUGCACUUGGCCGCCGCUGGCAUGGAGUCUCUGCCCACCUAAUCGUGGCCAUCUUCUGGUUGACCCUCAUACUCAUGGCCUACUGCUACACUUCAAUAGCUCAGCAUGUGUACCGCUCCUACCGGAGAGUGCUCCGGGACGGCAGUGAGGCAGGCCGCAAGUCCAACCGCAGCAUUUUCAGCCUUCUGGCCGUGUUUUUUCUCUGCUUUGUGCCCUACCACGUAUGCCGUGUGCCCUACACGCUGAGUCAGCUGUCAGGCAUCAAGUUUAGCAUGCAAACACGCUUCCACCUCUUCCAAGCCAAGGAGGCCACACUUUUCCUGUCAGCCCUCAACGUGUGUCUGGACCCCGUCAUAUACUUCCUCAUGUGCAGGACAUUCAGAGAGUCACUGCUGCGUAAGCUGUCUACUGCAGACGGCGAGAACAGGAGGCCCUCUAUUACCAAUGGACUUAGCGUCAGUAAUUUGUAGAAGAGAACUGACUUAGGCAUACUCUGCCCACAAAUGUGUUAUUUUGUAACAAGUGAAGUGAGGUUUUAAAAGCUUUAAAGGAAAACUCAUUCAUCCUACCACACGCAAAGUCCAUUCAUUCUACAUCACAGCUUAUCCUAAUGGCAAGAGAGUGUUCAAAUCUUGUAUUGGAUUGUGUCACAAGGCCGUCUGCACUAGAAAUGUCAAGUCUGCUUGUCAAGUUAAAAUUUGUUACUCAUUAACAAACAUGCUAGCUUGGUAAGUUUUAACUACCUUAACUAGUAGCUAUACAUUAACAAAUAUCAUUUAAAGUAGUGAUGGACCUGUCUAACUUCAGUUCAGGUCAGUGAUUAAAUGUAUAUAAUGGUCUAUGUUUGAAACCCUCAUUUGACAUUGUAAAUAGAAGUUUAAAUAAUGCAUAGAAUAACAUUAUAUUGCCUUGACCUAGGUCUAACUAGCAAUCACGGACACAAAAAUAAACAGUUUUAGUUUGUCUUAGAUGUUGAAAAAAGUAAAAAUACUACAGUAAACAAAUUUGUAGGAUAGGAACUAUUUUUCCUUCCGUGCUCUCGCUCUGCUUCUCAUACACCCGCAAAAAAAGAAAUGUACAUGCAAAAUUUAUUUAACAAAUACAUUUGAAAACGUAUGAAAAUUGACAAAAAACGCAUUUUGCUUUAUUUACUUUAGUGUUUGGAAUAUGUUUUGGAAUGAGAUGUAUUUGUGUAAAUGUUGUAAAUGUUACAUAUAAACAAAUGACCUUUUUUUCCUAUAGGGUACUCAAUUAAGGACAAAACAACAUUUUGCUGCCUACUAGUAAUCAACAAUAUCUCUCUGACUAUCAGUCAACCAACUGACUAUUAUAAUCAAAGAUGCAGUAGAUCUACAAAGUUCAAUCCCAAAAAAAGAAAACUGACAGGAUUUCAAAAAUACAGUAAAUAAUGCUUUACUUUAUCAACAUCAUUGGUUUCUGUAAAUAUAUUCUUUUUCUAUAAUUGAUGCCAGCGACAUGUUCCAGAAUGUGUUGGGACGGGGCAAAUUAAGACUAAUGAAUAUAAAAGGAGCAACCAGGGUUAGUCCUUUAUAAGCAAGCAUGAGUUAAGUUUGCCUCAUCCUCUACAGAUUCAAGCAAUCCAGAGAAAUCUGUGUGUGUCAACAACAAAGCCAAAAACUGCAAAUGAAUUCAAAUUAAAUUCAAUCCUUAUGGCACUGCAUUAAAAACCAGCAGGCUUCUGUGAUGGCUGUCAUCGCAUCACCGUACCAGCUUGGAAAUACUUUCACAAAUCAUUGAUAAUAAAUACUGUUCAUUGAUGCAUCCAGAAAUGCAAGUUAAGCCUGUACUAUGCACAGCAUAAUCCAUAUGUUAACAGGGUUUAAAAACUCUGCUAACUUCUGUGGGUUUGAGCUUAUCUGAAAUUGGCUGAUGCACAGUGGAAACAUGUGUUGUAGUCUGAGAAAUCCACCUUUCAGAUUGUUUAUGAAAUACAUGGAUGUUGUUUUCCCUCAUUCAUGAUCAUGCUGUUGUUUGCAGCUACUAAAGGGGGCAGUCGUGGGCUGGAGGUUAGGGAACCAGGCUUAUGACUGGAGGGUCACCAAUCUGAUCCCCUGAACUGACAGGACAUGACCGAAAUGCCCUUGAGCAAGGCAACUGCUCCCCCAACUGCUCCCUGGCAUUCUCUGGGCAAGUGUGCACACACUAGUGUAUGUGGGUGUACCAGUGUGCACAGAUGAGUUAAAUGCGGUGGUGAAUUUCCCCGUUGUGGGAUUAGUAAAGGGUAACUUAACUUAAAGAGAAUGCUUGUGUGAUAUGUACACUGAGUUGUAGCAAGAAAAAUCUUAAACCACGCUUAGACAAGGUGCUGUUAUGUCCACAUAAAAAUUACAUAAUUAUUAUUUAUAGCAUCCACAACUUGAGUGUUCUCCUGUCAGAGAGUCUGUAAAUAUAAAUAUUUGUUCAUUUAUGGUCAGCAGUGCUACAUCCUGUGUGUUUGAAAUCUGUAAUGUAACUAACUCCUGACCUGGAUUGUGGCUGAGUUGAGAGAGUGUGGGCUGUGGGUCAAAAAGGUUGAAAACUACUGCAUUAGAAAAUGAAAAGAAGAUUCCCCUUCAAUGUUGCUGUGCCAUCUUUCCAAGCCUUAACCUCUGAAAUCAAAUGCAAAUCUCUUUUCUUUUUCAAAUAAAAGUUGUAUUUUUUGUACAAAGCUAAAUAAAUAAAUAAAUAAAGUAUUUUCCUCAUG
This is a messenger RNA of Pygocentrus nattereri (red-bellied piranha), 3622 nucleotides long. Its product is annotated as P2Y purinoceptor 14. The coding region runs from base 318 to 1388 and encodes 356 amino acids. The transcript is spliced from 2 exons. Gene Ontology annotation, molecular function: G protein-coupled purinergic nucleotide receptor activity. Gene Ontology annotation, biological process: G protein-coupled receptor signaling pathway. Gene Ontology annotation, cellular component: membrane. The record is from RefSeq and is a predicted model, not a curated record. NCBI's taxonomy places the organism in Eukaryota, Metazoa, Chordata, Actinopteri, Characiformes, Serrasalmidae.